Messenger RNA from Fomitopsis serialis, 1236 nucleotides. RefSeq names its product amidohydrolase-domain-containing protein. Gene Ontology annotation, molecular function: hydrolase activity. Bases 1 to 1236 code for a protein of 411 amino acids. The record is from RefSeq and is a predicted model, not a curated record. NCBI's taxonomy places the organism in Eukaryota, Fungi, Basidiomycota, Agaricomycetes, Polyporales, Fomitopsidaceae. The transcript is spliced from 5 exons.
AUGGAUACCAAACUGCUUGAACAAGACUUACUCGAGCUGUCUCGGACUGUCUCCUCAUACCCGGCCAUCGACAACCACGCCCAUGCCUUCCUGAAGAUCGAGAACCGCGAUGCGAUGCCCUUUGAGGGACUGAUAUCCGAGGCGACAGGACCCGCGUUGACUGAGGAUGCGAUACAUACGUUGGCUUGCUACCGCGCUACAGCACAGCUGGCGAAGCUCUUCGGCCUCGGAAGGGAUGCCACCUGGGAGGAUGUGAAGAGGAGGAGGAGAGAGCUGGAGUACGACCAGUUAUGCCGCCUGUGCAUGGAGCCCACGCGGAUCCAGUGCAUACUGAUCGACGAUGGUCUGUGGAUUCCCGACAUGGUCAACGACUACAGCUGGCAUGAUCGCUACACGGGCAGCCCCACAAAGCGUAUCGUCCGAAUAGAGGUGGUUGCACAGGACAUCCUCAAAGAUCUCAUUGAUGCGCAGGUCGCAGGCACGACCCUUACGCCUGUCAGCAUCUGGCAGUCGUUCGAGGCCAAACUCACGGCGCAGCUCAAGUCGAGCGCUGCGGACCCGGAGGUCGUUGGCUUCAAGUCGGUGGCGUGCUACAGGACUGGCCUCGACAUCAGUGUGAAUCAAGACUUUGCCAACCUCGAAGUCGGUGUCGUGCAACUCGCUUUGAGGUACGAGACCACGAGAACGAUGCGGUUGUCGGAGAAGGCUGUGAAUGACUACGUUGUGACCGCCGCCCUGCGCAUCGCAGGUGAGUGCGGUAAACCGGUGCAAUUCCAUACUGGGCUGGGAGACAACGAUAUCACGCUGUCGAAGUCGACGCCUGCACUGAUGCAGCCAGUCAUCAAGGCGUUCCCGAACACGAAGUUCGUCUUGCUGCACUCCAGUUACCCGUUCACCCAGGAAGCCGGAUACUUGGCGGCCGUCUACCGGAACGUCUUCCUCGACUUCGGCGAGAUCUUCCCUUUCUUGAGCGCGGACGGCCAGCGUGACGUUGUCAAGCAAGUACUGGAGCUAUGCCCGACGAACAAGAUCAUGUGGUCGACUGACGGCCACUUCUGGCCAGAAUCAUACUAUCUUGGCACUAUCCAAGCUAGGCAGGUGCUGUAUGAGGUACUAGAGGCUUCCAUGCGGCGCGGUGAGUUGACACUGACCCAAGCGACGAGCAUCGUCAAAAGCGCAUUCUUCGACACUGCGAACAAAGUGUACAACCUAGGUCUUCUGCCGCGCACUGUAUGA